AUGCGUCUUCUCACUAUUUUCUCAGCCCUAUGCCUGGGCACUGGGGUCCUUGGCUCCCCGGCCAAUUUGUCUCGUCGUACGAGCAGGACUAGUGCGCCGUCCGGCUGCUUGACGGUCGGGACUGGAGGGACAUACAGUACUAUCGGUGCUGCCCUCACUGCCCUUGGAUCUGCUACUACUUCCGCCUGUAUCUAUAUUGCCAGUGGUACCUACACAGAGCAGCUUAAAAUUAACUAUGCUGGUGCACUCACCAUCUAUGGCCAAACAUCCGACACCGGGACGUACAAGAGCAACACAGUCACGAUUACGCACACGAUCACGUCUUCUGCAGCUGGCACGCUUGAUCUGAGCGCCACGGUUAAUGUAGUCUCUGAUGGGUUCAAGAUGUACAACAUCAAUGUGGUAAAUGGAUACGGGAAAGGUUCCCAGGCCGUGGCAUUGGUUGGCAACGCCGAUAAACUUGGUUUCUACGGCUGCCAAUUCUCCGGAUACCAGGACACUCUGUACGCCAAAGCCGGAACGCAGUAUUACUCGAACUGCAUGAUUGAAGGAGCUGUCGACUAUAUCUUCGGCGAUGCAUCAGCCUGGUUUGGCGAGUGUGAUAUCGUUUCCAAUGGAGCGGGUUAUAUCACUGCGAACUCGCGCGAAACAUCGGAUGACACUGCUUGGUACGCUAUCGAUAAUUGCAACAUCCAAGCUGCAUCUGGUACCGACCUCGAUGGUGAUGUCUAUCUCGGCAGGCCGUGGCGGGUACUAGCGCGGGUGAUUUAUCAGAAUUCGGAGCUUGGCUCGCUCAUCAAUUCGAAGGGGUGGACUACGAUGGCAGAUGGUGCAACGCCGUUCUAUUAUGAGUUUAACAACUCGGGCGAUGGGUCUGAUACCUCGGCGAGGCUGUAUGAGACUAGUAUUUCCGCAGCAGUGACGAAGGCUACUGUUCUAGGAAGUGGAUGGAAGGAUUGGAUUGAUACUAGCUAUUAG
This is a messenger RNA of Penicillium manginii, 978 nucleotides long. RefSeq names its product putative pectin methylesterase (gene pmeA). Gene Ontology annotation, molecular function: pectinesterase activity. The record is from RefSeq and is a predicted model, not a curated record. Gene Ontology annotation, biological process: cell wall modification. The coding region runs from base 1 to 978 and encodes 325 amino acids. The transcript is spliced from 2 exons. NCBI's taxonomy places the organism in Eukaryota, Fungi, Ascomycota, Eurotiomycetes, Eurotiales, Aspergillaceae.